AUGUAUUCCGAAAUCAGAGAUUUGCUGUACAGGGACCGGACCCUUUAUACAUGCCACUCCGCUGAGAUAGUAGGGUUUGCAACGCCAAGAAAGAGGAAGUCUUGGUGCCCCAAAGGUUCUCACUGA
Molecule: messenger RNA, 126 nt
Organism: Penicillium digitatum Pd1
Lineage: Eukaryota; Fungi; Ascomycota; Eurotiomycetes; Eurotiales; Aspergillaceae
Source: RefSeq, a predicted model, not a curated record